GAAUAACAUUUCUUCUGUUAACCAUACAUUUACCAAAUUCUACAAAACCAAAGCAAACCCCUUCCAAAUUUUCACAAAUUUUUCGUAUUAAAUUUCUUACUUCAACUAAUAUUGCCCGAAGCAAUGUCUUUUAAAAUGACGAGAAGCUUGUUGCGUCCUUAUCUAGCUCCACCUGUUAUCCUUCGUCGUUCCAUGGCUAAGAAGCCAUCAAAGAAACCGUCGAACACGCCGCGACCACCCAAGGAUCCGCCAGAUGAUCCGCCCUACAAGCCUGCAUGCGUGAGCCACGAAGGAUUCGACGUGCCGCCUUUCGUCAGUCCCACUUCUUUUCGGCAGUUCAGUGGACCGGACGAGAAGCUGGGACCAGGAGCGGGAAAAGCCGAGGUGUACAAGAACGCCCAAUACUUUGGGUAUCAUCGAUAUAGCUUCACGGAUCUGAUUAAUCAGGCUACGUUAAUGCGAGACGCACGGGACGCCGAUGCCGGAAUUCAGGCCUCCCUUGAAGUGGAUGAAGAUCCGGAAAUCGCCCACGAUCUGGAGGCCAUGAAGAAUUUGGAGAAAGAGUGCGAUAAGAUCCUUCAAAGGCAGGCCAAGGAAGAGGACGAAAAAUGCAGGAUAGCUGAGGAGAAGGCUCUGGAGGAAAUGAGCGAAGAGGAGUUGAAAGUGUGGUGUCAGCAAAAGGAAGCCUUGAUUAAGGAGCAAGAGAAGAAAAAGAAAAAGGAGGAAAAGGUGAAGGGGGGGAAGUCUUUGGAGAGCAUGUCCUCUGAGGAGCUUGUAGAAUGGUGUAAACAGAAGGAAGCAGAAAUUAGAAAGAAGGAGGAGGAGAAAAAUCGAAAUGCGGCAUUGAAGAAAAAAGAAGAGGCGUUGAUGAAAAUGUGUGAGGAGGCGGAACUGAAGAGAAAGUGUAUAGAAGAGCAAGUGAAAAAGGAAUGCGAGAAGAAGGCCUGCGAGGAGGCAGAGCAAAAGAAAAAAUGCCAAGAAGCGGAAGCAAAGAAAAUAUGCAAGGAAGCGGCGUUAAAGGAAAAAUGUGACAAAGAAGCGGAAUUAAAGAAGAAAUGUGAGGAGGAAGAAAAAAAGAAAAAAUGUGAAGAGGCGGAACAGAAGAAAAACUGUGAGGAGGCAGAACAAAAGAAAAAAUGCCAAGAAGCGGAAGCAAAGAAAAAAUGCCAAGAAGCGGAAGCAAAGAAAAAAUGCGAAGAAGCGGAAGCAAAGAAAAAAUGCCAAGAAGCGGAAGCAAAGAAAAAAUGCCAAGAAGCGGAAGCAAAGAAAAAAUGCCAAGAAGCGGAAGCAAAGAAAAAAUGCCAAGAAGCGGAAGCAAAGAAAAAAUGCGAAGAAGCGGCAUUAAAGGAAAAAUGUAAAAAAGAAGAGGCAUUGAAGAAGAAAUGUGAAGAAGAGGCGUUAAAGAAAAAGUGCGAGGAGAAAUCAAAAAAGAAACAUAGCAAAUGUGAUGAUAAAGAAGACAAAGACAAGUAG
Drosophila ananassae is the source of this 1473-nucleotide messenger RNA. RefSeq names its product axoneme-associated protein mst101(1). The record is from RefSeq and is a predicted model, not a curated record. The transcript is spliced from 2 exons. NCBI's taxonomy places the organism in Eukaryota, Metazoa, Arthropoda, Insecta, Diptera, Drosophilidae. Gene Ontology annotation, cellular component: mitochondrion. The coding region runs from base 124 to 1473 and encodes 449 amino acids.